AAUCAAAGAGCUCCACGGAAGGCCGCUUCCUGUCUUUUCUUUCUUUUUGUGCUUUCACGCACGGCAUCAGUCUGCGAUUUGCCGUAUGAAAGAGAGUGCCAGCAGGUCAGUCGCCGUCUUCGUCAGCGACCCCGACGGUCACAAGCUCGCCUGGAAGAAGAGACUGCUCGCACGUUUCGUCGUAGGAAACGCUUCUAAGUGCCUCAAAAUGAACCUCAUCAUCGGCACGUUGGGCCUCCUGGCCCUCAUCACGAUGGUGUGGUCGGCCGAGGAAAAAGUCAAAGGUCCUAAAGUUACCGACAAGGUGUACUUCGACAUCGAGAUUGGAGGCGAACCUGCCGGUCGGAUAGAAAUCGGUCUGUUUGGCAAGACUGUGCCAAAAACUGUCCAGAACUUCAAGGAACUGUGCCAAAAGCAUCAGACCGAGAAAUCCAAAGAUGGUAGCCUUGUUGGCUACAAAGGCAGCAAGUUCCAUCGUGUCAUCGCGGACUUUAUGAUCCAAGGUGGUGACUUUACGAAAGGAGAUGGCACUGGAGGACGUAGCAUCUAUGGAGAGCGAUUUGAGGAUGAGAACUUCAAGCUCAAGCAUUAUGGUGCUGGCUGGGUCUCGAUGGCCAAUGCUGGAAAGGACACUAACGGGUCGCAGUUCUUUAUCACGUGCAAGAAGACCACUUGGUUGGAUGGCAAGCACGUGGUGUUUGGCAAAGUUGUUGCUGGAAUGGACAUAGUGCGCAAGGUGGAGAAGCUUUCCACAGAUAGCAGGGACAGGCCAACGAAAGACGUUGUUAUUGUAGACUCUGGCGUGCUAACCGUGGAGGUUCCUUUCCCCACCGCUCGUGCCGAUGCCACAGACUAGGCGAAAGGAAGACCACAAGGAGAGAGUGCUCGAUCAUCCCAUACUCAUUUACUGCACUCUUUUCUUUUCACUGCCAAAGGGUACUUUAAGAAUCGGCAAUCCCCAUUUCUGAAUCAUUCCAUAUACAUGCAGGCUUGUUAAGUGAAGACUGUGCUCAGGCGUUUUGGGGCUUUUUUUCUUAAAACACAGUGUAAAUAAAUUUGUUACUUUGUUUA
This is a messenger RNA of Rhipicephalus sanguineus (brown dog tick), 1071 nucleotides long. RefSeq names its product peptidyl-prolyl cis-trans isomerase B. Gene Ontology annotation, cellular component: intracellular membrane-bounded organelle. Lineage: Eukaryota; Metazoa; Arthropoda; Arachnida; Ixodida; Ixodidae. Gene Ontology annotation, molecular function: peptidyl-prolyl cis-trans isomerase activity. The record is from RefSeq and is a predicted model, not a curated record. Gene Ontology annotation, biological process: protein folding; protein peptidyl-prolyl isomerization. The transcript has 5 exons. Bases 86 to 856 code for a protein of 256 amino acids.